ACAGCGUCUCUCCUCGCUCCAGUUUCCGACGCCUCAGUGCGGGCCGGCGGAAGGCCGGGGGCGGGGCCUCACCUCAAUCACCUCCCCAUUCCCGCCCGCAGCGGGCGCCUCCUUUGUGAUUGGCGGGGCGGCCCCGCCCCCCUGCGCGGUGUCGGGCGCAGAGGAGGCAGAGGCGCCAUUUUGCGCUGCCGCCGCUGUCUACAGGACGGGUCCGGAGGCUCUGCGGGGAGGGAGGCAGGAAGGAGGCCGCUGCCCGGGACUCGCGUCCCCGAUCGCUGAGCGCAGCAACCAGCACUCCACCGCCAUGAGCGACGUAGAGGAGAAUAACUUCGAGGGGAGGGAGUCUCGCUCCCAGUCAAAAUCUCCAGCUGGGAGUCCUGCUCGUGUAAAAUCGGAGAGCAGGUCAGGAUCUCGUAGUCCAUCGAGGGCUUCCAAACAUUCUGAAUCGCAUUCCCGGUCGAGGUCAAAAUCCAGGUCCAGAUCAAGAAGACAUUCUCACAGACGUUACACUCGCUCCAGGUCCCAUUCUCAUUCUCAUUCGCAUAGGAGACGAUCUCGAAGCAGAUCGUACACACCCGAAUAUCGUCGCCGAAGGAGCCGCAGUCAUUCUCCAAUGUCUAACCGAAGAAGGCACACUGGCAGCAGAGCUAAUCCAGAUCCUAACACAUGCCUUGGAGUGUUUGGCCUCAGUUUGUAUACCACUGAGCGAGACUUGCGUGAAGUCUUUUCCCGUUACGGACCUUUGAGUGGCGUCAAUGUGGUUUAUGAUCAGCGGACUGGACGAUCAAGAGGAUUCGCUUUUGUUUAUUUUGAGAGAAUAGACGAUUCUAAAGAGGCGAUGGAACAUGCAAAUGGCAUGGAGCUGGACGGCAGGAGGAUUCGCGUGGAUUACUCCAUCACCAAGAGGGCGCACACCCCCACCCCGGGCAUCUACAUGGGCAGGCCAACCCACAGUGGAGGUGGCGGUGGUGGUGGUGGUGGAGGAGCAGGUCGUCGUCGUGAUUCCUAUUACGAUAGGGGAUAUGAUAGAGGAUAUGACAGAUAUGAAGAAUAUGACUACCGGUACAGGAGACGAUCACCUUCACCUUAUUAUAGCAGAUACCGAUCACGGUCAAGAUCCCGCUCCUAUAGCCCAAGACGCUACUGAAGAACGGAAGAAUUACAGUUGUGGACAUGAUUUUUAAAUAAAGUUCUUCCCUUAGCUUCCCUUUGGUCUCCCCCUCCUUUCCCCUCAAAUCUCUCUUAUAAGAUCUUUGGUUCAUUUAGAAGAUACAUAUUUUCAGUUGAAGUAUUGCUGUUUUCCACCCCCUUUUAUUGUAAUACUCUUAAAAUUGUAAUUGUUGUAGUUUUGUGUAGUUAAACAUCUUAAGCAAAACUAAAUAGAAAUCCCAAAGUGUUAUACAUUUUGUAAGUCAUUUUGUUUUUGUUUUUAAAACAGUUGUACUCCUGGCUAAUCUAAUGAGGAGAAGAGAGCAUUGAUGUUUUUUAAAGCUUGCAUGUUGUGUGUAAUAUACGCACUCAGCUACUUUAAUAUAAACCUGUGUUUCCAAAAAAUAACUUGUUAAUCUUUCUGUUAAUGCUUGGUUGUUAAUUUUGAAAAAUAAGUAACGUCUCCGAACCUUUUCUGUAAUGACAAAUUUUACUAGAUAGUCAUGAACCCGACAGGUUUUUUUUUUUUUUUUUUGGUUAAAUUGCUUUGUGUAAAAUAUUAAAGUGAUAGCACAUUUUCAUAUUUGGUUUAACUUCUUUGGAAAAACAGAUUCUUGUACACUGAAGAUAAAAGUUGUGUUUUAUAGAUGAAAAGUUUCUAGACUGCUACUCAGUGGAUAACAUUUGAAGUUAAAACCAUACAAAUCUAACUGAUUUUUUUUAAUUGAACUUAAAGUAGUGUUUCCCCUUAAUCAGUGCAGGAGAAAAAAUAUUUAUUGAACAUAGCAAUUAGUUAUAUAAUUUGCUGUUCAUACAAACUCAUGUUGGUAUUACAAUGAUGGUUAAGGAAGUUCUAGUUUUCAGUCCUUCUGGAGUUGCUGGUAUGGAUAGAAAAAUUACAGUUACAUAUAAACUUCUUCCUCAAAAUAAAGUUAAUUACACUGUAA
This is a messenger RNA of Caretta caretta (loggerhead turtle), 2096 nucleotides long. RefSeq names its product transformer 2 alpha homolog (gene TRA2A). The record is from RefSeq and is a predicted model, not a curated record. Lineage: Eukaryota; Metazoa; Chordata; Testudines; Cheloniidae. Gene Ontology annotation, molecular function: RNA binding.